This is a messenger RNA of Toxotes jaculatrix (banded archerfish), 2446 nucleotides long. RefSeq names its product MAF1 homolog, negative regulator of RNA polymerase III b (gene maf1b). The coding region runs from base 565 to 1302 and encodes 245 amino acids. The record is from RefSeq and is a predicted model, not a curated record. Lineage: Eukaryota; Metazoa; Chordata; Actinopteri; Toxotidae. Gene Ontology annotation, cellular component: nucleus. The transcript has 8 exons. Gene Ontology annotation, molecular function: RNA polymerase III core binding. Gene Ontology annotation, biological process: negative regulation of transcription by RNA polymerase III.
CUCCGUUGUUUUGAUGAGAAUAGACGCGUUGUUCAGGUGACCGACGAUUAGGGGAAAACCUGACCUGUUUUGACAUAUUAUCAGGCUAGGCAGCUCGUUAGUUGCUACUUUUUCUGAUCGAGUCGCUUAGAAAAAGGCGACUUGAUCUCGCUAAUACAAUUUGCUUUGUAAAAUCAGGUUGAAAGGGAUGCCGCUGCAGGCAGACUCCGACGGACGCAAACAGUCUCUGGAUUUAAUCUCAUCGCAUUUGAUCGGGAAGAGCAGCUUUUCUAUAAAUUUAAAAGGCCUCAGAAUAACUCCUUCUCGACCGAGUGCUUCUGAAAGAUGCAUAAGCUUGAGUGCGAAUUAAUAAGUCAGCUGUGAAGUGAAGACAAGAGCGUCAAUAGCCAGAAAGCUAACGGCUUACUUAGCUAACGUUAGCUGGUCAACGAUAAAGCGAGGGUCGCUAAUCUUUUGCGUCGCCUAGUGACCAGUUGGGUUAAGAAGACGAGUGUCUACCGCCUGCGGACUGGCUUUUGAACCAGUUUUUUUUCCCGUCUCUGUUGAAAAUACUGUUCGACAGCAAUGAAACUGUUGGAAAACUCCAGCUUUGAAGCUCUCAGCUCCCGGCUGUGUGUUGAAACAGGGGAGUCUCGCAUCCUUGGAAGGAUUGAGAGCUACUCCUGCAAGAUGGCAGGGGAUGACAAACACAUGUUCAAGCAGUUCUGCCAGGAGGGGGAGCCACACAUCCUGGAGGCUCUUUCUCCCCCUCAGUCCACCAGCGCCACCAGCCCUUCACAACUGGGGAAGAGCAGUGAGGAUGGGGAAAACCCUCUGAGUGACAAGUGUUGCAGGAAGACUCUUUUCUACCUCAUCACCACGCUCAACGAGUCCUUCAGGCCGGACUAUGACUUCAGCGCGGCACGGGCCCAUGAGUUCAGCCGAGAACCGAGUCUUAACUGGGUGGCUAAUGCAGUGAACAGCAGCUUGUUCUCUGCUGUCGGAGAGGAGUUCAACUCUCUGGGGCCGGAGCUGUGGAACGCCAUCGAUCAGGAGAUUAACCUGCAAAGCUGUGACAUUUACAGCUACAACCCUGAUCUGGACUCAGACCCUUUUGGUGAAGAGGGGAGCCUCUGGUCCUUCAACUACUUCUUCUACAACAAGAAGCUCAAGAGGAUUGUAUUCUUCACAUGUCGCUCUGUCAGCGUCCUGAGCGGCUAUGGCCGUGACUGUCUCGACAAUGAGCUGGACAUGGAGCUGGAUGACGAAGAGGAAAUGGAUGGCUUCACUGAGGACAGGUGCCCCAGAGCUCUGUGUGUGUGAAUUUUCCCAGAUGACACGCCUCGGCCAAAGAAUAUCUAGGCUUUUCCUCCUCCCAUUCGUCACCCCAUCCAACCUUUUUCUUUUUUUUCUUGGUUUUGUUUUUGGGAUGUUGCUGCCUCAUCCAAAGCCACGUUCACACUUCUGACAUGCAUGUACGAAGUCUUCUCCUCUGCUGGCAGUGAACUCUGUACCGUGAGCUGGUGGACAUUCUGUAAAGACCCCCAUGGUAACUUUAAGCUCUUUCAUUCUCCAGUAUCUUUUGUUUUGUUUUUUUUUUUGGACCCAAAGCUCCAGGCCCAAGCAGAACACAUUAACAUACACUGGGCUUCUAUACCCAUGCCACAUUUCCAAAGAGACCACUUCAUGGACAAUUGAGAAGGAGGAGGUCUUGUUAUGGAUACGUGGCCCUGGGAAAAAAAGACUGCGACUAAGUUGAGUUUCUUGCAAAUGAUGUCAAAGAAGAGUCCAGGUAACACCAGCACCCAGAUAAGUACAGAUAAGUUUCUAAUUCCAACCCAGGACAGGCUGGGUCCACUUAAGAAUCCAGUUAAGACUAAUCAGCCGGAAACUUAUCUGUUGUUCGUUUGCUACGUUGUGCGUUGCUUUUUAUGUGUGACAGUGAUGUUACUGUGAGAACUUUUUUUUUUAGCACUGAGUUUGAAAUCUAAAAACGCUGCAUUUUUAACUGUUAAUGAAUCUUAUUACUGCGAACACUCGUAUUUGUUAGAGGGCACGGCCGAGGAAGCUAUUGGCACCUGGGUUGCAGCUUAGAAAACAUAUCAGCUUCUAUCAGAUGUUCACUAUUACCCAGUUCCAUGUUUUAUUUUCUGUCAUCUAGAUCCAGUAUUUUUUCUAUUGUCUCCCUAGCCUAUUCCUGAUUUACCCUCAUUUCAAAAUGUCCGUCUUGCCAGUGUUUUCUUUGCUCAUUACCUCAGUGCAAAGGCAUCAUUGAAAAGUGAAUGUAUAGUACAAUUUAGAGGGAAAAACACACAAAAUCUUAACAGAAAAAAGGCUGAUAUUUUCGGCAUUGUUUUUUUUUUUUUUUAGAAAUUGAGAAGAGUGGAUAGAAGUUCUGUGUCUUGACUGCUUUGUGCUUUGAUUGGCUGAUAUAUCGCAGAUGUGAAUAAACUGGUGUUUGACUCAG